GGAGCUUGCAAGGUGCUGCACAUUAUUAGUAAACAUUGGAACGUUUGUUGAUGGGGUAGACAUUUUUAUUUUAUUUUGUUUGUAGAUGUGCAUAAUGGACAUUCACUUUUGAAUUAGGGCUAGUUUAGUUCCUGUAAGCUUCAGAAGUUUCUAUUUGUGCUUGUCAAUCACAACUAUGACUCUCCGAGCGUGUCAGAGUACGACACGUGCUUUGUUAGCUAGAAAUCUGAGCUGGCGAGCUGCUACUGCCCUAGUCCGGUUACUUGGAAAAAAGUAUUCUGAGAAAAAUAGCCCUUACAGCACUACAGCCGGAAAGGAAUCAGAGAAAGUCGCCGGGCGGACUGUGGUGAAGGAGAGGAGGGGGUCAGUGGUCACCGUGGCGAUCAACAGGCCCGAGGUGCGGAACGCGGUGAACCAGGAGACUGCUGGACGGCUGCUGGACGAGCUCACGGCCUUCGACAGCGACCCCGCCCUGACCGUAGCAGUGCUGCAUGGCAACGGAGGGAAUUUCUGUGCUGGUUACGAUCUGAAAGAGCUGGCCCAUCACACUGCCUCCCUCAAAUUGGAGCAAGAUGUCACCAAAGGUCCUGCUCCUAUGGGUCCCUCCCGACUGGUGUUGUCCAAGCCGUUGAUAGCAGCGGUCAGUGGCUACGCAGUGGCUGGAGGGCUGGAGCUGGCUCUGUUGGCUGACCUGAGAGUGGUGGAGAAGAGCGCUGUCAUGGGGGUGUUCUGUCGCAGAUUUGGCGUCCCCUUGAUUGAUGGGGGUACAGUCCGGCUCCCCCGUCUCAUUGGUCUCUCCCGGGCUAUGGACUUGAUUCUGACUGGAAGACCCAUUGGGGCACAGGAGGCCUUAGCCUUCGGAUUGGCUAACAGAGUGGUACCGGAUGGCCAAGCUCUGCAGGCAGCUCUGGAGCUAGCUGAGCAGAUCAGCACCUUCCCCCAGCAGUGCAUGCGUGCAGACCGCUCCUCUGCCCUCUACAGUGUCUAUGAUGCCCCCUCCUUCAGCUUGGCCUUGCAGUACGAAAUGGACCAUGGAGCGCCAAUCAUCCAGACUGAGUCUGUCGCCGGGGCAACCACGUUCAGCUCAGGGACAGGAAGAGGCGGGAAAUUCUCCUCAAAGCGCUAGUAACACUUUAUUUAGGUAUGCCUAUUUUUUUCCCCCUUUAUUUAACCAGGUAGGCUAGUUGAGAACAAGUUCUCAUUUGCAACUGCAACUUGUCCAAGAUAAAGCAUAGCAUUUUGACAUAUACAACAACACAGAGUUACACAUGGAAUAAACAAAACAUAGUCAGUAAUACAGUAGAAAAAAAAGAAAGAAAAAA
This is a messenger RNA of Oncorhynchus kisutch (coho salmon), 1322 nucleotides long. Its product is annotated as enoyl-CoA hydratase. The record is from RefSeq and is a predicted model, not a curated record. Lineage: Eukaryota; Metazoa; Chordata; Actinopteri; Salmoniformes; Salmonidae. Gene Ontology annotation, molecular function: catalytic activity. The transcript is spliced from 6 exons. Bases 176 to 1126 code for a protein of 316 amino acids.